This is a messenger RNA of Bolinopsis microptera, 2725 nucleotides long. Its product is annotated as transcription initiation factor TFIID subunit 9B-like. Gene Ontology annotation, molecular function: RNA polymerase II general transcription initiation factor activity; transcription coactivator activity; protein heterodimerization activity. Lineage: Eukaryota; Metazoa; Ctenophora; Tentaculata; Lobata; Bolinopsidae. The transcript has 3 exons. Gene Ontology annotation, cellular component: transcription factor TFIID complex; SAGA complex. Gene Ontology annotation, biological process: RNA polymerase II preinitiation complex assembly; DNA-templated transcription initiation. The record is from RefSeq and is a predicted model, not a curated record. Bases 769 to 1368 code for a protein of 199 amino acids.
CAAGCAUAUUAGUUCUAGCUAGAGAUGCCAAUCAAUGGAAGGUACUACCAAAGACCGCUCUUUGCACGUGAUCAUAUCAACAAGCAGCAUGCUAUGGAUAAAGUAGAAGGAAAGGGAGAAAAGUUUUGUGCUCAGGAGAUGUUUGAAUACUUCAGUUGCUCACAGCGAAAUAGAAAUAACAUCGAUUCUUGUCGAGGAGAAGCUGAUGCUAUCAGACGUUGCAUGAAUAAAACAUUUAAAGAUAUAACAGCUAAACAAAUACCGUUAAGGACGCAGCAGUUUCUGAAAUUACCUAGAAUGGUGAAUAAGAUGAAACAUCUGAAAUGAACAAUUGUAACUGAAGUGUCACAUCACUUCAAACAUCUAACACAACUCUAAACGCCCUUGCCUUGAUACCUGAAGAUGUACGAUUGUUGUUACUUUUUGUUGGUUAUUCAAUUUCCAUCAAAACCAGAGAAGUUUUUCAGAGUUCUAUGAUCAAGAGACAUACUUUAGGGAAAUUCGAAUAUUGAAUAUGAAAGUAUACGCUUGUGGUUUGUUACUGUUUUUAUACUGUUAAUUUAUUGAUUUCAUUUCACCUUUAUUGUGUCGAAUGUUUAAAUACUCAGUUCAGUGAGGCCUGUAAUUUUCAACAACCACCCUCUGCUCCAGUUUAUUAAUUUAAAUCAGUUGAAAAACUGAAAUUAUAUAAUAUAAACUGGUUAAACUUGCCUCAUAUUAAUGAACUAACAAAUUCUUCACUGCUUACACUAACAAGUUCUUCAUCAGAUGACAGAAAAAGUACCCCGCGAACAGGUUGUUGUUGAGGAGAUCCUAAAAGAGCACAAGAUAACCAGAUACCAGCCAGGAGUAGUGAACUACCUAAUGGACUAUGUGUACUGCUACCUCCAAACGGUCCUGGAGGAUGCUAAGAUCUACUCUGAACACGCAAACAAGAGACAUGUAGAUCUGGAUGAUCUACAGCUAGCGGUUAACCUAACCCUGGAUAAAACCCACAACACCGUGCCCAGUAAGGAGUUCUUGCUGAAGCUAGCUAAAGAUAAGAACAGUCAGCCACUACCACCUCUACCAGAGGGUAGAUGUGGCAUUAGGUUACCCCCGGAUAGGCUUUGUUUGACUAACGCUACUAUUAAUGUCAGGAACAAUCAGAAGGCUCUUCCAGAACCAGUUUAUAGGAACUUUAGUAGUAGUUUUGGGAUAAAGUCAGAGCCGUUGCCACCACCAGUGGCCCCCGCUAACCCGUACUCUACAUUCACUCAGCAGUUCCAGGAGGCAGAGAAUGUGGGAUUCCAGCAGAAACACUAUAGUGGACAGGUGUAUGGUAAACGGAAACACGAUCAGAUGGAUUUAGAUGAUUAUGAUAUGUGAGGGAGUUUUCAGAAAACAUGUCCCGUCAUCAGAAUGUCACGUGAUCAUAUUAACACGUCAGGUGAUCAGAUUAAGCGAGGUUAUAAUUUGUUGUUGGAGCUAGCUGUGUAAUUCGAGUGAAAGUGAAACGUUCGUCUUGAUACGGAAUUCUACGAAGGAAGUUAUUCGAUGGAACAUUUAAGCAUUUAUAAAUAUUAAAUAAGCAUACAGUCGAAUGUGAUUCACGUACUCAGUACUCUAGUUCGACACGCACUUUAGUUCGACAACUUAAGUUCGCCAGAUAUCACCCCUGUCGAACUUCGGUACAUGACGAACUAGAGUCCAGGUAGCUUACUCUAGUUCGACAAAUAGUUGCUGCUUGUGAUCCAACGGCUAUUGCCGGGUCCUCAUCGUAGGAUCACCCGGUUCAAUGGCAGAUAAAACAAUUUUCUGACAUUUAGCAACCAGCGAUUAGAAAUUCCAGAACCUUUCAGUAUAGUUUGAAUUCUCCUGUUUGCCACUUGGUUCUGGUCUAGCUAACAGGACCAUAGAUUGAUAUCCGACUGUUUCCGGUUCAGCAGCCAAAUCUCUAGACCGUUACUCGGUUUCUAGUCGUUUGUGAUAAUAUAAAGUGCGGUAUGUGGUAGAUAUUUAUAUAGCGUACUCUGCAAUCUAGAUCUAUAAAACGGAGUACGAGUUACCACGAUAGUCUUUUAUCUCUCCACUAAGUCUACAAUUCUGCUAACUAACAAUUGAGUCUGAGGUCAAUUAAAUGUUCAUAAAUAUGGAUUAUAAAGAUUACAUUCACACAUAGUUGAACAGCAUGAAACAAGUGUAAAACUAACAAUUAGAUUUCAAGCUCGUAAAGGAUCGUUGCUUGAGAUCAGAGAUUUCAAAAAUCUAGUUUGACAGUCGAAGUUAUCUUUUCGAACUUUAGUACGUGUCGAACUUGAGUCCAGGUAAAGCACUUAAGUUCGACAGAGUCGAAUCUUAGGGUUUGCCGAACAUUAGGGUUUCUCGAACUACAUUACGUGUCGAACUAAAGUGCGUGUAAUAAUUUGCUAGUGGUGCCAUCGCGACAUUUGUAAACAACAUAAGCUCAGUAAACACCUUAAAACAAAUUUAUGAAAUAUCGAAUUCGAUAUCAGAUCCAAGUUUAAUACGUUUGUCGUUUAACUACAAGAUUUUGAGUUUUUGAUAAUUAUAACAAAAAAUGCUCAACUGUAAAAAUAAUGCUUCCUGGCUUACUUCGAUCUGUAAUCUUUCAGACGAGUGUCUGAUCCAAACAAUAUUGACUACUAAUUCCUUACUGCCCUGUUUACAUAGUUUACAUAUUUUCUCUUGAAGAGGAGAGUUUUAAAAGUGCUACAAAUUGUUU